AGUCCGAGCAGACCUAUCACGCGCUCAAAAAAAUGGCAAUGUCUAAAUUAUCUCUCCUAUGUUUUGACAGCAGUAUAAUUCUCAGAGAUGACGUUCUUGAUAUGAAAAUAAUAGAAGAAGCGAAUGAACGAUAUUUAACUAGUACACUUUGUUAUUUAUAUGAAAAUUUCAGAACGCAUCCAUAUAAGUUUCAUACAUAUACAGGAGUGAGUGUGAAUACUUUUGAUUAUAUUCUACAACAUAUUGAGCAUUUAUCUUGGCAAAUGAAAUCCAAAAUGGUUAUUACUAAUGCAGAAAAAUUGUUUCUCACUUUAAGAUUCCUUGCACAUGGACUAUCGUUCAAGUCGCUGGCGGUCACGUAUCGCCUUACUCCAGGUACCGUUGGAAAAACCAUUUACCAGACCUUACACACCAUAUGGAUGGCUUUAAAGCAUCUUCAUAUGCCACAACCAACUGAAAAUAGUUUUAAAAAGAUAACUGACGACUUUUACAUGAAAUGGAAAUUCCCCAAUUGCAUAGGAGCAAUAGGUGCAAAGAAUUUUCGCAUCAUGAAGAUAUUGAAAUCUAAAACUGGGAAAAAGAAACGCAAACAGGUUGUUCCUUUUGUACUCCAUGCUAUUUCUGACGCUGAUUACAAAUUUACUGCUAUAGAAAUUGAAGGAAAUGGAUCUGAAAGUGACGGUACACCAUUUCAUUUUGAUGCAACUAAAUUAAACAAGAUGCUAGCUACUAAUAAAUUUAAUGUACCCUCAAGUCAGAAGCUGCCUGGCUCCGAUAUCUCAUUACCGCAUGUUUUGUUGGGAAGUGCUGCUUUCCCGUUAAAAACAUAUUUACUGCGCCCUUAUCCAUUUGUGCAAACGGACAGAGAGACGAGAAUCUUCAAUGAAAUAUUAUUAAGAGUGAGAGCAACCAAUGAUUUCACCUUUGACAUACUAACGACCAAAUGGCGUAUUUUUAAUAAACCACUGGAAACAAGCGCGAAACAUGCGACAUUGAUUAUACAUGUAGCUUGUUUGUUACAUAACAUUGUAAGAGACCAGGACGGAGACAAUGAUAAAACCUACAAAAAAUGUUGCCUUUCUUUAUCACAAGGAAUACACAAGAAAGUAUUAAAAGCGAAGCGGAACAGCAGAACUUCAUUUGAAGCUAUGGAAAUACGCGAUAAGUACAAAAUGUAUUUCGUCAACAAUCCAAUAGAAAAUUGUCAACCUACAUCAUGUUAACAUAAUUAGCGACAUCUGUGACCUUUCUUUAAAUUUUUAGUAAAUAAUUUAAAUAAAACUUACCAUUACUUAAAAAACCUAGAAUUGUGUACUCACAAAUGUA
This is a messenger RNA of Papilio polytes (common Mormon), 1326 nucleotides long. RefSeq lists its product as uncharacterized. NCBI's taxonomy places the organism in Eukaryota, Metazoa, Arthropoda, Insecta, Lepidoptera, Papilionidae. The transcript has 2 exons. The record is from RefSeq and is a predicted model, not a curated record. The coding region runs from base 33 to 1223 and encodes 396 amino acids.